Molecule: messenger RNA, 2488 nt
Organism: Fragaria vesca subsp. vesca
Lineage: Eukaryota; Viridiplantae; Streptophyta; Magnoliopsida; Rosales; Rosaceae
Product: putative WEB family protein At1g65010, chloroplastic-like
Exons: 2
Coding region: 44-2404 (786 amino acids)
Source: RefSeq, a predicted model, not a curated record
ACCUCGAAACCGAGGCCAAGAAAUAGAUUGCUGGAGCUUGGACAUGCAGCAAAAAAUGGAGCAACCUGAAGAGAAAAAUCUCGGGAUGAAGGAACAAUUGAAUGCAGUAGAGGUAGAGCGAGAUCGAGCCCUUGAUGAACUAAGAGAGAUGAAAAAGAUGGCACAGGAGGCUAACAUGCGGCUUAGUGAAGCAUUGUCAACUCAUAAUGUCAAAGAGGUGCACUCUCAAUUGAAUUCCGUGAACGAGUUACUGACAAAUGCAAAGCAAGAACUGAAGAAUAAAGAGCAGAAUAUAGAGUCGUUGAAAGUUGAAGUUGGAAAGGCCAAAGAUUUGGAGCUCAAACUGGCAGAGUAUGUAGAAAAUGCUGAGGCCAACAAGAAAGUUCUGUUGUCUCAGAGCGAGGAUCGAAUUCAAGAAUUGCAGCAGAAACUGACAGAGCAUGUGGAAACCUCAGAGUCUCAGACGAAGGCUUUAUUGUCCGAAAAAGAAGAAAAAAUUCGGGAAUUGGAGCUCAAACUGGCAGAGAACACGGAAACCUCAGAGGCUCACAGGAAGGCUUUAUUGUCUGAAAGUGCAGAAAGAAUAAGGAAAAUGGAGAUCACAUUGGCAGAGAAUGUUGAAACCAAUGAGGCUCAGUUGAAGGCUUUGUUUUGUCAAAGUGAGGAAAGAAUUCGGGAACUUGAGAUGGAAAUAGACAAAAGAAGGACAUCAGAAGCAAGAAUCCUUGAUUCGUUGAUCACACAGACAAACCAACUGGAGCAAACAAAGAAUUUACUUGAAGAAUCAAAAUAUGAAAUUGAUUCUCUUCAAAGGAAAUUAGAGAGAUGGGAAGAGGAGUCCGUGCAGAGCAGUGAGCUUAGCACAUCUCAUCUUCAGGAGAGCCAUGAUACUAGUCUUUCCGUCAGGGAUGAUUUAGAGAGUCUCAGGUCCGAGCUUCAGUUGACAAAGGAGAAUUUGGUUGAGAGUCAAAAGAAGGAGCAAAUUGCGUCUUCAAAGGUUGACAUAUUAAAUGAGGAGGUACGUGCACUAAAACACGAGCUGAAGUUGACAGCCAAAGCUGAAGAAAACGGAAAGAAGGCAAUGGAUGACUUGGCUAUUGCCCUAAAAGAAGUUGCCACAGAAGCCAAUCAGCUGAAUGACAAACUGCAGAUGACCAGAGCUGAGUUAGAGCAAUCAAGGGCACAAGAAGAGCGUUUGAAUGUGAUUAUAAAGACCAAUGAGGAAGAUUUUAAAUUGAUGUUGGAUGAAGUAAGGAAAGAAGCUGAGAGGUACAAAAACACUGCUGCCAGGUUGAAAAUAGAACACGAAGAGUCGGUUUUGGCAUGGAGUGGGAAGGAAACUGGCUUUGUUGACUGUAUUAGAAGAGCAGAAGAGGACAGACAGGCUACACAGCAAGAGAACUAUAGGUUGCAUGAAUUGCUUCUUGAGACGGAUAACAAGGCCAUGUUGUCAAAGGAAGAAAAUAGUAAAUUGCGUGACAUACUUAAACAGGCCCUGAAUGAAGCAAAUGUUGCCAAAGAAGCUGCAGCAAUUGCUCGACUUGAAAACUCUCAGCUCAAAGAUAGCCUGGAAGAAAAGGAGGAGGCCUUGAAUAUUCUCACCCGAGAAAACGAAAAUUAUAGGGUGAAUGAAAUUGCUGCUAAUGAAAACAUUAGGGAGUUGAAGCGAUUGCUUAUUGAAUCAUCAAAUAAGGACAGCAAGAAAGAUGAAAAAGAGAAACCACCAUUAAAGGAUGUGAAAAAGGAGUCCAAGGAUAAGACACCUACAAAGGACUUGAAGAAGGAGCAUAAGGAGUCAAAGAAAGAGUUCAAGGAUAAAACACCUACAAAGGAAUCGAAGAAGGACGGUAGGGACAAAACACCUACAAGGGAAGAUAGUGGUUACCAUUCCUCGUCAGAUAGAGAGAAGGAGAAAGAGGCUGGAACCAUUCUUGGCAAAGUUUUCAGCUUCAGUCUCAGGGAGCUCAAAGUCUCACACUCACACGAUGAUCAUGUUGUUCAUGUCGUUCAUGAUGACGACGAUGAUGAUGAGAUUCAAAUAAACGAAGCUCUCAAAGGCUCGAUAUUUGAGGUGCAGUCUCCCGGAUCAGCUCAUCACCGGAGAACGUCUUCUACAUUCACAGAUGAUGGAGAACCCCUCCAUCCAGAGGAUUUUGAUAAUCUAGAUGGGACUCAUGCCGAGAACUCAAGAAAGAAGAAAGCCUUGCUAAGAAGAUUUGGGGAUCUUAUAAAGAGAAGUACUGCUUAUUCCUACUCGAAAAAGGAGCCGUCACCGGAUCAUCCCAAAAGGGAACUACUACCUGACACAAAGAAGGAGCCCUCACAUGAGCUCAGAAAGGAACCUUCGCUGGAUUCCAAGAAGGAUCCCUCACACGAUACCAAGAAGGAAGCAUUACCAGAAUAGUUAAGCUGUAUGUUUGCACUGCUCUUGAAGUUCUGAUAUUUAGUUUAAUCUGAUUUUCUUUCACAGCAUAUUGUAGCAAACGAA